Molecule: messenger RNA, 1722 nt
Organism: Diospyros lotus (date-plum)
Lineage: Eukaryota; Viridiplantae; Streptophyta; Magnoliopsida; Ericales; Ebenaceae
Product: transcription factor TCP18-like
Exons: 1
Coding region: 307-1686 (459 amino acids)
Biological process (GO): regulation of secondary shoot formation
Cellular component (GO): nucleus
Molecular function (GO): sequence-specific DNA binding; DNA-binding transcription factor activity
Source: RefSeq, a predicted model, not a curated record
AUGCCCUGCCCUGCCCUUAAACCCGUGGAUGAUAUAGCUAGCAGGUCACUCGUGCUAGUUUUGUCUAUAAAUAUCCAUGUUUUCAUUUUCAAGUGCACUCACUCCCCCAGUGCUGUUUCAUAGAUUCGUUGCACACAGUCCUCUCUCUCUCUCUCUCUCUCUCUCUCUCUCUUAUGGUGUAGCAGUGCAUGGCCUUUUCCUUUGAGGGUAAGCUCCCAAACUUCAGCUCAUUGCUUGCAGGAGCAAAACUCAAAAAGUUUUCCAAUCUCUCCACAUAGAAGCCAAGGGCACAAUCAGAAAGUGUAGAUGUUUUCUUCAGGGAAUACAAAUGAUCCCUUCUCAUAUACCAACGAGGCCUUCUUCGGAAACUCCUUUGCAAAUGAAGCAAACCUUAAUUCAUCACAACAAGAACCAUCUUCACUGUUCUGUCCCUUCCCUUCGCCUUUACCAGAUGAAACCCUAGUAGAAGGCAGUGGUGCAAAGGCCAUAAACAACAUCAACACUGGCACUGAGCAUAUGGGAAUGAAGGACUGUCCCAAAAAUACAAGUAAUGCCCCGCCAAACCCUAACCCUACAAGGAAAACCGGCAGGAAGGAUCGGCAUAGCAAGAUUUGCACGGCUCAUGGCCUGAGAGACCGAAGAAUGAGAUUGUCGGUUCAGACUGCACGCAAGUUCUUCGAUCUCCAGGACAUGCUGGGAUUCGAUAAGGCAAGCGAAACCAUAGAGUGGCUCUUUUCCAAAUCCAAGCCCGCCAUUAGAGAAGCUGCCAGGAACCACUCUCCGGUCAAGGGUGGCUGUAGCAGCGGAAGGAAAAGCGCGCUGUUCUCUUCCAAAUGCGAUGAUGGAUCAGAUAUGGAAGAGACUGGCCACGAGGAAGAUGGGGAAACGGGAAAAAGUGAUAUCUCAACGUUUGUUGCUGACAGAAAGAGUAUCAGAAAAUCACAAAGGGGUGCUUCUGGUGAAAAUAAUGGGUCUUCGGAGAUUGCAAGAGCAGGAGCAAGGGAGAGAAGAAGAGAAAAAUUGAUCACCAUGAGCGUUGAAGAACCAAAUCAACAUCUCUUAUCAAACCCCAGUAACUUGGAACAGUUUCAUUGGGACCCCUUGGAAAGCCCUAGUGACUUUGAACAGUUAGGCCGGCCCUGGAGCCCCUAUGAAACAGCUGAUGAAUGGAUGAUGGGAAGCACUGAAAAUUCAAAACAAUAUCUUGAUGGAAACCCUAGUGACUUGGACCAGUUAGGGCCAUGGAGUCCCUUUGAAACAGCCGAUGAAUCAUGUUCGAACAGCCACGAAAGGAAUUCGGCGGUCGGACUUGUGGCACGUGUAGAAGAACCAAGCCCUCACUCAGUGGAACAUCAGUUGGCUACAAUGGGCAUGUUUGAAACUUUUCUGGGCACUGCAAGUUCAUCGACACUGCCUUCGGUUUUCGAUCUCCAGAACAAUCUAGCAGCCUCGGACGGGGAAGAAUCCAACAACACCUUCCUGGGAACACUUGAAUAUUGGGACAUGCACUGUGAAAGAAUAAACCCUGAUUACUGUCCCACAAAUAUGGAUCCAAUAUUUACGGGUAAUAUUAUUCAAGAGCAGAACCCUAACCCCACCUCCAGUUUUGAUUUUGAGUCUCACUUCAUGGGGAGUAUCUUCUCUUGCAGGCCUUUUGAUGCAAAUGAUAGUCAUAGUCUAGGUUAAUUAGGGUUGUUUGAUUCUGUAGAAAAGGGUAUGAAG